Molecule: messenger RNA, 1481 nt
Organism: Callorhinchus milii (elephant shark)
Lineage: Eukaryota; Metazoa; Chordata; Chondrichthyes; Chimaeriformes; Callorhinchidae
Product: C1q and TNF related 2
Exons: 3
Coding region: 352-1230 (292 amino acids)
Molecular function (GO): protein binding
Source: RefSeq, a predicted model, not a curated record
UUACAUUACAUAAUGAGAAAAGUAUGCACUGGAGGGAGCUGGAAAGCCAGCCAGGGGGAGCAAAAAGCUGCUUUGAAUUACAAAAAAAAGUGUGGAGGGGGGAGUCAGGAAGAAUGGACAUGAAAACGCUUUCAAAGUACUGUAUCUGAAAUGAUUUCAGCUUUUACAAGAAACGGUUGGUUGACGUAGCGCUGUUUAAGCACUAAAGUAAGUGCAUACUACUGCUAAACAAAUGGAAAAUCAAUAGGCUUGCCCUUGCCUUUUCUGACAAAAUUUAUAAAAGGAUCUUUUCUGGUGUUGCAUUUGAGAGGCGAGGGCUGCUCUAAGGGAAGCGGCUGCAGAUCUGAUGCAAUGAUGUUGUGGCUGGUUCUCCUUGCAUGCACUGUGCCCUGUGCUGCCAAUCAGCUUCCAAUGGACCAAGCAAAGCCAUUCAUGAGGUUAGGUUCAGCCCAAGUCAGCUGCAGUGUGGCUGGUUCUCGAGGCGCUGUGGGAUCUCCGGGUGUAACUGGAGCACCUGGAACAAUCGGAAGAAUGGGAUUUCCUGGAAAAGAUGGCGCGGAUGGUAAAGAUGGCCAAAAAGGAGAAAAGGGUGAUGAAGGUGCUAGAGGGAAGCCAGGAAUAUCAGGAAAACCAGGAGUGAACGGAAUAAGGGGAGCCAUUGGCAAGGCUGGUCCACGGGGGCCAAAAGGCUUUGCUGGUGAUCCUGGGACCCCAGGGGUGGAUGGACCUAAAGGUGGUGCUGGUGUGAGAGGAGAGCCUGGCAUUCCUGGAAUCUGUAAAUGUGGCAUGAAUCUGGCGAGAUGUGCCUUCUCUGUAGCCAUCACCCGCAGCUAUCCGAGAGAACGGAUGCCCAUCAAAUUUGACAAGAUCCUCCUGAAUGAAGGAGGCUUUUACAACUCGAGCAGCGGCAAGUUUAUAUGCGGCAUACCUGGGAUUUACUACUUCUCCUAUGACAUCACUCUGUCCAACAAGCACCUUGCGAUUGGGCUGGUGCACAACGGGCAGUAUCACAUCAGGACCUUCGACGCCAACACUGGGAACCACGAUGUGGCCUCUGCCUCCACCAUCAUUUACCUGAAAAGCCAGGACGAGGUUUGGCUCCAGAUCUUCUACUCGGAACAGAACGGCCUGUUUUACGACCCACACUGGGCAGACAGUCUGUUUACAGGCUUCCUCCUUUACGUUGAUCAGGACUAUCUCAAUGAAGUGGAAGCCCAGCAGUUUCUGUGAAGGACACAAAUAACUGUGUGUAGCACAUCCGGCCCCACAUGGUGGGCUGAUAGAAUAGAAGUUACAUUUUUCACAUACUUCAGCAGAAUCUCUCUCCAUCACUUUUUUAUACUGUAUAUGAAAGGGGCUACCGAGCCCCUUCCAACCCCUCUUCCUGCCCCCAAAUGUCUCAAUGAUACUUAGGACUGUGGAGUGUAGAGGACGAGUUUGAUUCCCAGGCAGGGUGCAACCGUAGGCAGGUUUUCUUACUG